Hyphopichia burtonii NRRL Y-1933 is the source of this 674-nucleotide messenger RNA. RefSeq lists its product as uncharacterized. The record is from RefSeq and is a predicted model, not a curated record. The coding region runs from base 1 to 486 and encodes 161 amino acids. The transcript has a single exon. Lineage: Eukaryota; Fungi; Ascomycota; Pichiomycetes; Serinales; Debaryomycetaceae.
AUGCAAUUCUCAUCUAUCCUCGCUACCUCCGCUUUAGUUGCUGGUUCUUUAGCCGCUUACACUAACGAUACCACCGUUACCACCGAUGUUACCGUUACUGGUUACACCACUUACUGUCCAUACUCCACCGAAGUUACCAUCACUACUUGUAAAGAAAACAAAUGUGCUCCAACCACCAUUCACGUUACUGAAGCCACCACUUUAACUGUUACUGAAGAAUGUGUUGUUCCAACUUCUUACACCACUGAUUUCGUUACUUCUACUUCUACUUUAGCUUGUACCGAAUGUGAACACUCUACUGAAGCUCCAAAAUCUUCUGCUCCAGCCACCACUGAAGCUUCUUCUUCUCAACCAACCACCUUAGCUGCCGAAUCCUCUUCUGCUCCAGCCACCACCGCUGAAGUUUCUUCUUACGAAGCUGGUGCCGCUAGAAACGUUGCUGGUGUUGCCGCUGGUGUUGCCGCCGUUGCCGCUGCUUUAUUCUAAGCUUUUUAACUUUUAGUUUAUCAACUUUAGUUUAUUUUUUAAUUUAAUGUCAUUUGGUUUGGUUUUAUCUUUCAUUUUUCUUUUUUCGUUUAUAAAAAGUUUCUGUAUUUUUCUUUACUGCUUUCUAAUUACCCUUUCGUCUAAAUUUUUUACUUCGGUUUAGUAUUAAUUAAUAUAUUAAUUGUCCU